GUCAGAAAAUGACAAAGCAGAUGCACUAGUUAAUUUAGCUGUGUCUCUAACUCUUCCAGAGCAAAGGGACAUCCAAGUCACAGUUGGGGAACAUCAUUUACUACCUCCAGUGCUUGACCGUAUGGAAGCUACAGAAAGCACAAAUGUAGUAACAAUUUGUGAAAUUGAAAAAGAUCUAGAUUGGCAGCAACCUUUCAUUGAGUAUUUCCUACAUGGUAUGAGGAACAUCUAG
Molecule: messenger RNA, 232 nt
Organism: Ilex paraguariensis (yerba mate)
Lineage: Eukaryota; Viridiplantae; Streptophyta; Magnoliopsida; Aquifoliales; Aquifoliaceae
Source: the annotation of a GenBank genome assembly